GCAGAUAAGAAAAUCAAAACAAAUAUGGCGGAGGGCUUUGACGUUUGUUUUUCGGGUUGACAAAACUUUAAAAUUUAAAUACCAAAUGUAGUGUUUCACCCAGAAAUAAUAAAUGAGUUUAUUUUUAUAAAAACUCAUGCAUCUUUGGUCGCGGUUAGUGUCCUUUAUUCUGUUAUAAAAUGGCAUUGGUGACAAUUCAAAGAAGUCCUAGUUCUGGCAGUUCACCAAGUCAGGAUGACACCGCAGAGUUUCAUGAUAGCUUGGAUUCCAAUAGAAAUUCGAAAAGCUUGAGCGAAUGUUACUUUGCGGGCAAGGGCACCGCUUUGGUGCUACCAGAUGCCGAUGCAUCAGCGCAGCCCCAUCCGGCCUGCGCCGUCGAUGGGGCGAACGCUGCGCCUUCGGAAGUUGCUGACGGUGCUACACCAGUCAGUGUGGCCGGACAAAACAGUAGCGCCAUUCAGCGACAUUUACAGUCGAUGUUUUAUCUGUUGAGACCAGAGGAAACACUAAAAAUGGCUGUCAAACUAGAAAGCGUACAUCCGGUGAGGACGAGGUACCUGGUGGUGGUUUCCAGGAUGGGUAGCAGAGGCGAAGAAUCUUGUCUAUUGGGAAUCGACUGUAAUGAGGAAACAACUGUCGGGCUGGUGCUUAGGGUUCUUGCUGAUACGAAGAUCACGUUAGAUGGAGAUGGGGGCUUCAGUGUCAGUGUCUGUGAUAGUCACCAUAUUUUUAAGCCAGUUUCCGUACAAGCCAUGUGGUCUGCCCUUCAAACGUUACACAAAGUGAGCGCCAAGGCUCGCGAAGGCAAUUAUUUCCAAGGUGGUGGCACACACUCAUGGGUGGAACAUUACGAGGCACGGGUGGCCUCUGAUCGGUCCUGUCUUAACGAGUGGCAUGCCAUGGAUUGUCUUGAAUCCAGGAGACCGCCCUCGCCCGAUUCUAUAAGGGCUAGGCCAACGGAAAGGGAUGAAACUGAAAAGGUUAUUCGUUCAACUUUGAAAGAAAUUAUGAUGUCAGUGGACCUGGACGAGGUGACGUCCAAAUUCAUCCGUUCCAGACUGGAGGAGGAACUUGACAUGGAUUUAGGCGAAUUUAAGAGCUUCAUCGACCAAGAAAUGCUAGUCAUUCUGGGCCAGAUGGACGCUCCAACGGAGAUUUUUGAUCAUGUCUACCUCGGUUCUGAAUGGAACGCCAGUAACUAUGAAGAAUUGCAGAAAAAUGGCGUCGGUCAUAUUUUAAACGUUACCAGAGAAAUCGACAAUUUUUUUCCUGGUACUUUCGACUAUCUAAACGUGCGCGUCUAUGACGAUGAAAAAACAGACCUCCUGAAGCAUUGGGACGACACAUUCAAAUACAUCACAAAAGCAAGAAAUGAAGGCUCAAAAGUAUUAGUUCAUUGCAAAAUGGGUGUCAGUCGAUCAGCUAGCGUAGUCAUAGCAUAUGCUAUGAAGGCUUAUAAUUGGGACUUUGACAAGGCUCUGCAUCACGUUAAAGAUAAACGUAGCUGCAUCAAACCUAACACUAACUUUCUAACACAGCUGGAAACGUAUCAAGGUAUUCUGGAUGCUAUGAAGAACAAAGAAAAGCUACAGAGAUCAAAGUCUGAAACUAAUCUAAAGUCACCGACUAACAAUAACAAGGUAGAGAAGGCGCCAUCUGGUGGAACGCCAACGCCAGUGGUUCAAGCUCUGUCCAAAUCUUAUGAUCUCCACUCAUCUUUAUCGGGCCAGGAUCUCAGGCAAAUGGGAGCGCGUCCCAAAUCCUGGUCUCCUGAUAAUUUGGCAACAAGAGAGAUCAAGGAAGGUGUCAAGUCGUCUCCAGGUUUCAUGAGCCUGGAAGAUCUAAGUCAGAAAAGUGCGUCCAAAGAAAACGUGCAAGACAGCAAAUCUUCUCUUGCCCGUCACGUGUUGAUGCCUUGCGAUAAUGGCGAAUCAUACAGUGUUUCUCCAAACCAAAUAGUGCACUUGCCAGGCCACGACACCACAACCCGGACAGACGACAAACGAACUUGCUUAGCGGAAACCGAAGUGAAGAUCGAUAAUAGUUCCUGUAGUAUAAGUAGAGUGAAAACUGUUGUGGCGUCCGAAACGUGGGACCCGGGAGAAGAUAAAUCGGCGAAAAUAAUAGGAUUGAUUGUCAGUGACAGUACAACUAGCCCCGUCUGUGAUCAAAAGCUUAGUAGUAUAGUACCUGGCGACAGUAGUAGAACGCCCGUGUGGACUUCUUCUGCAGUGAUAAUGACUCAAAGUGCUGUGUCCUCUAAUAGUUUUAGUAAAGUUCCUGAAUCUCGCUCCAAAAACACUGCUCAAAGUGAUCUGUUUUCAAAUCAGCUCGACAAAGUGUUUGACAAAGAAGAAAAGAAACAACAAAGAUGGUCAACGUUUCAAGCGACCGCCGACUUGGAUGACAAACUAGCCAGAGAAUGUCCGUCGAGACAGAGUUCGUGGAGUUCCUAUGAUAGUGCAGUCGUGAUGGGUUUUCCAGAGAAAAAUGAAUUGUCGAGGCAUAGCUCUUGGGGGUCUGGCGAUACUAGGAUUUUACCUAGUAGAAAUAGUUCAUGGGGAUCCUAUGACAUGAGGCCAAGAACUUCUGUGUACUAUAAUAAUGAAAAAGGUGAAAAGAUACUCCAUAGCACUUCUGAUCUGGAACAGAAUCCUAGCGGUAUCUUCCCCUAUGACAAAGAAGACAUUCCCUGGCAUCCAGGUACGGUCAAACGCACAAAACAACGCCUUGAGGGUAGCGUUACCACUGCAAGGCAGCUGACCAAUGAUAGUGUCUCUAGUAGCUGUGUGUCUUUAAACAAAACUCCGAGCUCAGAAACCUUAUUUAAUUUUGCCGAAGCUGUUAAUGAAAGUCUUGUGGAAAGAGGAACGACUACCUUAGAUGUUGAAUCUAUCAGUGCCAUAUCUAAUAAAAUUGACAUUCCUUUUACAGAUAAAUGUAGUGUGCUCUCUCCAAAUAUAUCGCGUUUAUCAACUAGCGCCCCUGAGCCUUGUUCCAUGGAGCUAGUGGUACAUGAAUGUUCAUUGUCUCGUUCGACUUCUAAUGUUUCUGGAAAAGAUGCUUCUGUACAGCCUUUGGAGAAUGGAAGAGAACAAUGUUCGUCUGUGAAAAUGCAGACGAGUUUUUUGGAAAGCUUACAGAAAGACUACCAAAUGUCUACUAAAAAGAAUGAAGAAUCCUUCGAAAAUUCUUUGGGCAAAGUGAAAAACUUGAAAAAGGAAUUCGAGGCUAAAUCUUCCUCGGUUGGUGUAGUGGAUCAAAUGAGUAUAAGUACAGAGCGACCUGAGAGACCACUUAAAGUAACCAAAAACAGAAGUCUUCCAUCUUCUCCCGUAUGUAUUCAUCAACUCAAGGAACUAAAAGUAGUCAGUGAUGAUCUCAAUUUCAAAACCAUUCGAAGCGUUUUUGAAAAAAAUAAAGAAGAAACACAACAUGUUAAAUUAAGGCAAAAAAGUAGCAAAACCAAUGGAAGAAAUCAUUCCAGUAGAUAUUCUUGCAUCGAAAUGGCCAUAGAUAAAAAUCCGAGGAUACUUUCCACUUCUUUAAUAUGUAAAACAGAAAAAAGUGAAUGCGAUUACAAACGACCCCCCAUAGUACCUGCCGUAAAACAAAUAGCGGCCACUGUUAUAGCCACUGCUGCCAAAAAGCAACAGCAAUACGGCAAAACGCAUCCAUUGGCAAGAAUUAACAUAAAACCUAGGCACAAUAACCCUGUUUACAACACCAUGUAAAAAAAUCACCGACUUUCAAGAAUUAAGUGUGAUAAUGAUUAAAAUUUUGAAAUUAAAUUAUAUUGUGUAUUUUAGUUAUAGCUUGGAUGUGCCUCUAAGCACAAUAUUUGAUCCAUAUUGGGUUUUAAAUGAUAUAUUUUGAAACAGUAUUACAGCAGCUUCUGUGAAAACAAGUUUUAAAUAAUCUGAGUUAGAUUUUGUUUUUGUUUAAAUCAAAAAAGAGAAAUAUAAUGCGUUCAUCAAACUCGGAUUAAGCUCUGCUUAAUAAUUUUUCAUUAUUCUUUUUUUAAAACACUAAAACCACUAACUAAACAAAUGUUAACUAAAAAUUAUCACAGCACAGGUACAUAUGGUCAGGACAAUUGAUAUUUUAGGAAAAGAAUAAUGAAAAUUUCUGCUGCUAUGUAAUGCUCAAGUUACAAAAAGAAAAUGGCUGUGACGGCAUUAUUUCAUUAUUUGUUUUACCUUUUUUUCAUAAUUUAUAUUUUUAUUGGUUUUUAUAUUUAUAUUUUUUUUUUCAAAUUUUUGAAUUUUAGAAAAAAAAAAAUUAUCACUUUAUAUCUACUUUUUUUCGACAUUGAAAAGUCUCAAACAAUGUUUUUUCCUAUAAUGAAUUUCAUUGUUUGUUUCACCUUUUUUUUUCAUAAUUUGUAAAUAUUUAUAUUGGUUUUUAUAUUUGUAUUUUUUUUUUUUUUAAAUUAUUGAAUUUUGCAAACAAAUUUUAUCACUUAAUACCUCUACUUUUUGUUCGACAUUGGAAAGUUUCGAAUAAUGUUUUUUCCUAUAAUAAAUAAAAUCACAAAAAAGUUGUACAAACUAUUUUCUUUAUUUCUGUCUCAACAAUGUAUGUAUGGUGGCGUAGAUAUAGUUUUGGAGUAGCUGCCAUGAAAAUGCUCUUGUCAUUCUGCUCAUACCUACAUGUAAUUAUGGAACUCAAAACUACCAUCAUUAAACAUUACGAAUUAAAAAUCCUAUAUCUAAGCACAAAAGAAGUAUGCCCAAAAAUGUAAAGAUAGAAAAAUACAUUGCUUGGGUUUAUAUUAUCUUUUUCGGCAUUUAUAUUGAAAAAAAAAUAAAUUAUGGAUAUAAUAAAUUAAUUAGUUAUGACUUAAUGCUGGUAAAAAUGUUAAAAAUAAGAAAUGUCGGAAUCUUAGAAGGUUCCAAAAUGUACCAAGCUUUCUAUGUGUGCUGUAAAUAAGGCAAAAGUAUAUUUUCAGACUUCACUCUUUGUAACUUAAAUCUAUUAAUUACACUGUCAAACUCUAAAAAAUCGCCAAAUUAUCAUCUGAAAAUACAUAUGGAUAUAACAUUAUCGGAAUAUUUAUUUCUACAAAACUAUUGUCAAAAACUGCCAAGUUCACCAGAAACAAUACUCAUCUCAUCACAUCACAUGAACAUCACAUUUUUUUAAAAAGUUGCAUUCUUUAUACCUAGCUAGGACGAGCCAAUUUAUUGUUAGUCUCAAAAUUUAACUUUUUAGUGAGAAGAAAAACAGAAAUUAAUUUGCCCUGCAAAUGACAAUAACGAAAUAUAGAGGCCCUUAACUUAACUCUCUGAUUUGCUUCAGUGCAGUUGUUAGUAAUGAAAGGUUUAUCUAAAUUUAGUAGAGCAUUUCAUUUAGUAAAAAAAUAUCUAUACCUUUGUCAAUAAAAUUAUUGUUGAGAAAAAGAUAUGCUCAACAACUAAUUCAAAUUAGGGUUGAGGUAAGUAUUUUACGAUUAUCUCAGGCAAAUUUCAUUUUUCCUUUAAACUUUAUUGAAGGGAAAUAAUCGCAAAAAAUUAGAUUUAAUAUAUAUCCAGUUUGUUGGGAUUGUGUUCCUAUUGCAAUCCUAAUUUUAUUUGCUAAGAUCCAUCAAAUAACUUUCUAUUUUUUUGCCAAAAAAUUUGUUUUUUACUAUUCAAUGAUAGAACAGGUAGACUUACCGCUUAGUUGUAAGACUUUUUUAUGUUAAAUAUGUGCGCUGUCGAUUUUCGCUUUUGUGUGUAUUUAUGUGAUAGUUAUUAUUACUUUUUUUUGUACUAUAUAAUGUGUAAAUUAUUCUCCAAUGUACCGCUUAUCAAAAAAAUCUCAUUGAAAAAACUAUUUCAAAACAUACAUCUAAUUAAAAAAACAUUUAUUGUUGAA
This is a messenger RNA of Ceutorhynchus assimilis (cabbage seed weevil), 5859 nucleotides long. NCBI's taxonomy places the organism in Eukaryota, Metazoa, Arthropoda, Insecta, Coleoptera, Curculionidae. The record is from the annotation of a GenBank genome assembly.